This is a messenger RNA of Anopheles arabiensis, 522 nucleotides long. RefSeq lists its product as uncharacterized. NCBI's taxonomy places the organism in Eukaryota, Metazoa, Arthropoda, Insecta, Diptera, Culicidae. The record is from RefSeq and is a predicted model, not a curated record. Bases 1 to 522 code for a protein of 173 amino acids. The transcript has a single exon.
AUGGCCGCAACAUCGAAGGCCAGUGGUGGCGAAUCGGGCGGCGGCGAACCGUCGAAGGGCGCCAUCGGAACGCCGGAUGGUGGUAAGGGUGAUGAUGCUGGAGCACCAUCGCCACCAAUCCCUACGGGUUCAUCAUCAUCAUCAUCAUCAUCAUCUACGCUUCUUUUUGGACGCUAUCGGCAAGAGCAGGCUAGAAACGGUGCCGCCUUUCCCCCCGGUUCAGCAAGGCCGGCUGCUGCAGCGGCUACCAAAAGUAACACCAACAGCAACACGCAACCCUCGGCAACGAAGGGGUGGCCUGGCAAACGCGCCCAGCCUGAAGGAAAGGACAACACGUCCGUUCCGGAUCGUUCAACGAAUGGCAUUCGCUCGGGAGAUGGAAUAAAACCAGCAGCAGCAACAACAUCAACAACAACUAGUGCCUCAACCAGAGAGCAGCAACAGUCCCGUUCUUCUGCUCCUACAUCGUCGUCCUCCUCCUCUUCCGCGUCCGCAUCGUCGAAAAGUGCGCGCGGGAGUUGA